Messenger RNA from Glossina fuscipes, 5202 nucleotides. RefSeq names its product extracellular serine/threonine protein CG31145. The transcript has 14 exons. Gene Ontology annotation, molecular function: protein serine/threonine kinase activity. Bases 952 to 4752 code for a protein of 1266 amino acids. Gene Ontology annotation, biological process: protein phosphorylation. Lineage: Eukaryota; Metazoa; Arthropoda; Insecta; Diptera; Glossinidae. Gene Ontology annotation, cellular component: Golgi apparatus. The record is from RefSeq and is a predicted model, not a curated record.
AAGAAUUGAUAAAAAAUUUGAUAAUUACAUUACAACUUAAAAAUUAAUCAGUCCUAAGGAAAAGUUGAAAAUUGAAACCUAUAUCGGUAUUGUGUAUUUAGCUGGGAAAAUGCUAAGAAGUUGAUGGUUAUCAAAAAUCAAUUUCACCGUUUGAAAGUUGAAAGUUGAAAGUUUGCAAGCCAACAGUUUUAAUUGUUUACAAUUGCGCAGUCAUAAUUACUGAUAUGACAUGCAUGCAGUGCAAUUAAUGUAAAAUUUUUCUAAAGAAACUCUCUUAAACUGUGACCAAAAAACUUAAACUGUAAUUUAAAACGAAUGAAGCCUAAAAAAUUUGUUCAUGUAAACAACGGAAUAAAAAAGUACCUCCCCGCACUUAAGCGCUACUUGCCCCAACCAAGCAAAAAUCUAUUUCAGCACCUUCUCACGCAAGCUAAGCAUAAUAGAUUGCACAGUGUGAAUGAAGUACUGUAUUUUUGUUAAUGUUGUUGUUGUUUUUGUUAUUAAUAUGGCGCAACUUUACAUAGAGAAAUCGUAUGUGUAAAUGUAUGCGCCGAUUUCUUUAGGUAUCCUUACAAUUACUUAUUGUGAGAUAUGCUGCAAGUGCAACUAAAAAGUGAUUUUUCUGACUAACAAUAAUUGCACUGGCAACCAGUAAUAUUUUGGCUGAAUAAUUAUGCAGCUAAAAAAGUUAAAUUUUAAACUGAAAAACUGUAAAAAUUAGGAAAAAAGAAUUAAAUUUAGGUUAACCGCAAUGGUUUGGAAACUUGCGGAAAUGACGCAAAUUUUACAAAUAAAGAUACCACAAAAGAGACACAAUUGCUACUACAAAGCCAAAAAUUGCAUGCAAUUACAAACAACAUGUAAAAAUGAUGGCAAAGUAAAGGAAAGGAAAAUAGCAAAAGAAUUUUGGUUAGAAGUUUAAAAAAAUCGAAAUCUCAUUACUUGAGGAAAAUGAAGAGGCAGGAUAUUCCGUAUAUUGCCGAUGAUGCAAUAGGAAUGAAAGAAACAACCCAAGCACAGGCACUGAGCCAAAAUAGUGGGCAAAGUGCCAAACGUUGUACAAACGAGUUCCAAAUAAAAAGCGAAAAUAGAAUGAAAUUGCGCUACCAGCACAAGUUGGACUCUUCAAGAAAUUGGCAUAUGUAUGCUAGAAACGGAAAUGUAACAAAGAAGUUACAAUUGGCCAAAAGCUUUUUGGGUGCGAAUCAAUUGGCAUUAGAAAGGAAUAUCAAUAGCAAUCAGGCCGAUAGAAAUAUUUGCUUAAAAUGCAAUCAGAAUGAAACGCUGGAAAUUGAACUUAAUGCAGAUGAUUGCGAAAUGUUCAACACUGAUGAUGUUGUUAGAUAUCCCAAUAACAAGUAUGAGCAGCCAUUGUACAAAGACGACAUUUGUUCAAAGGCAAUAAAAUCUUUUGCACAAUUGCCGGGCAAAGCAAAUUGGUUAAGAGAAUCUGGAAGCAACUCAUGCAACGGGUGCAAAGAGAUUGUUCGAAUAAAAAUUAAUGAAGCGCAGACUAUUGUUAGCAACACUAACAAUAAGAAUGUUGUUACUCAACGAAACAACGACUCGAAGAAAGGCAAUGUUUAUAAUGAACAAAGAGAAGCUAAUUAUAAUCGGCAACCACAACAUCAGUUGUACGGCAACGAUGAUGAAGAUGGCGCACAACCUACGAACGACCACAAUUAUCAUCGUAAUGUAAAUGAGAAUAAUAUUGGAAACGAAAAUGUUCAUAAUGACAACGAGGUUUUUGCGCGCGAUAAAAACGAUGGCGUCCAGAAAAAUAGAAAUGAAAGAGAUAACAAUGAAACUGCUUUGUGUAGCGAACCGUUUCAUAAGGUAAACAUAAAUAAAGAACUUUAUGGGCAACAAGCACAAGAGUCUUGUUUGGGCGGCAACAGCAAUACGAAUACAAAGCCAUUGAAUUCAAUAAUAAAUGUGAAACCAAAGCAGCAACCGACACCCCAACCGCAUGAAAUUCUAGAAACUCUAUCCACCUCAGUAACAACAACUAAAAAAACUUGUAAAAAAAGUGCGGCACAACUGAUGAAAGCUCAAUUGAAUUCACAUAUCAAGCAUUUGCCUUCAGUUGCUUACGCCGCCCAUCCUAACUCUUCUACAAUGGCUAUGAUGCUAGUAUCCACAGAAGUAAGCAACUCAAAUUCUGCCGUUGCCAAAAUUACCAUUGACAAGUACAAAGGUGGCAGAAUCAAUGAUGCCAAGCACUUUCAUGAAAUUUUACAUUUAGAACCACAUCAACAGGAGCAGAACUUUCAUCAAAUAUUGGCACUAGAACGAGCAUGUAAUGGGCUCUAUGAAAACCCAUCAGUUCGUUGGGAAGAUAAUGACAGCAAUGUUAACAAAGCAUGCGAUACUUCGUUAGAUGAAAGUGCAAUAAUAAAUAAUUGGCAAAACAGUUUUGCUGAUUACAAUGGAAAUACAAUAGCAACGACGACUAAUGAAUUAGCCGAACGUUUAAAGAAAUUCCGUCUCAAGCAACAACGACAACAACAGCAAAACUCAUACGGCGACGAAAGCUUAUCGCUACAUUCAUUAGCAGCGCUCAGCAGCAGCAGCAAAAAUUAUAUAAAAACUGAUUUGAAAUCACAAGCACAACAAAACCGAUUAGCUGAAAGGUCAUAUCCAUUGGACGCGGUAUCAGCGGAACCAAGAACCAAAAAACAGCAAAAAACCAUUCAACAAGAAUCUAAAAGAAAUGGAUUAAGAAAUCUUAAAGAUAAUGACGGACAAAAAAUCAACAGCAACAACGCCAACAACAAUUACAUUGUUAAACAAUUAAGGUUCCUAAACACUGAGCAAUCGCAACGCAACGAACUAGAUUUAAUCCCAACCCUAAAUACCAAAGUGAAAAAGGUCGUUGUCCGAAGACGUGUCAUAAAGAAGUUAAAAACCCAGAAACGCAAGCAAGAAUCGGAAUCUGUCGAAGACACCAAAGAUUCAGUUGGAAAAUUCGAGUUUUGGUUCGGGCAUUUGCUAAAAAGAAUUAAUUUAAAGCAAUUUUGUAACAAAAAUGCAAAGUUAGCCACGGCCUUAAUUACUUCAGCACAGAAAUCAGGUACUACUUUGGGCAUUCCAAGAAUUGAUAAAAUACCACCGAUUAUCAACAUCAUGGGUAUGUUGAGAACUAUGAAAUUGAAAGAACGUUUGGCAAUCAGUUUAGGCGCUACGCUGAUCUUGCUAACGUUACUGCUUGUGGUCGAUGUACAAAUGGAUUUCGGUGUUACGAAUCGCCAUUUAAUGCCAACUCAGCACACGCAGCACACUCAGCAUCAGCGGGUACGCUACGUAGACGAUCCAAAUGGCGGUGCUGUCGGCUUUUUCAAAGAUUUCAAACGAAAGUUCCUUCAAAAGAGUAAUUCUUCCGGCUCCAAAGAAACAUCCACCCCUUACACAACGCAAGGCAGACCUGGGAGUGUCGGCAGUCAAAGCGGUGGGGGCGGAGUCGUAAGUUCGGGUUUACAAGAAGCGGACUCAGAUGUCAAACAAUCGUUAUUGAGCACUAAGAGACCCACAAUUCGGGAUCGUUUCGAUGAUCUGGAACACAUACUUUCGGAUGGCAAUGCAUCUCAGCAAUACGAUCAUGUCAUAGUCGACAGCAGCGAAGAAGAGAACAGUGGGAGUAAUCCUACUUUAGGUGACCUGAUGCAUGUAAAACCAAAAAAAAACGCUACCAAUUUGGAAAAAUUUCAAUUGAAGAUCUCUAAAAGAGAAUUAUACGCCGAGAAUGAGCCGUUGGUGGAAGCAGUUUUAAAAGACAUGAUUACUUUAUCCAUCUUACACGUAGCUCAAAAGGAAGGCGGCACGCAGUUUAAACUACUGGUUGAAUAUCCAAAUGAUAUCAAAGCUUUAAUGAAACCAAUGAGAUUUCCCAGGGACCAGCAGACUUUACCUAAUCAUUUCUAUUUUACUGAUUAUGAAAGACAUAAUGCUGAGAUAGCAGCUUUCCAUUUAGACAGAAUAUUAGGGUUUCGUCGUGCUAUGCCAGUGGCAGGUCGUUUACUAAACAUUACCACCGAAAUUUAUCAAGUAGCGGACGAUAGCUUACUGAAAACGUUCUUCAUAUCGCCAGCGUCUAAUUUGUGUUUCCACGGCAAAUGUGUAUACUACUGUGAUACUUCGCAUGCUAUUUGCGGUAAUCCUGACCGGUUGGAAGGAUCUUUUGCUGCUUUCCUCCCAACUUUCGAAAUGGCCAAUCGAAAGACUUGGCGCCAUCCCUGGCGACGUUCGUAUCAUAAGCGUAGAAAGGCGCAGUGGGAAACGGACGCAAAUUACUGCUCUCUGGUUCGCGAUAUACCGCCGUACGAUGAAGGUCGUCGACUCCUGGAUUUAAUGGAUAUGUCUGUUUUUGAUUUUCUUACCGGAAAUAUGGAUCGGCAUCAUUAUGAAACUUUCAAAAUUUAUGGCAAUAACACUUUCACUUUGCAUUUGGAUCAUGGCAGAGGAUUUGGAAAACCUUUUCAUGAUGAAUUAACGAUAUUGGCGCCAAUGCUGCAGUGCUGUAUGUUAAGAAAAAGAACCGUAAGGAAGUUACUAGAUUUACAUAAUGGUCCGAAAUUAUUGUCGGAAUUAUUACGUGAAUCUAUGCGGACGGAUCCUGUGAGUCCAGUACUGUGGGAACCUCAUUUCGAAGCUUUGGAUCGCAGAUUAGCUAUCAUACUACAGGGUAUACGGGAUUGCGUUAAAAAGAAUCCUCCCGAAGGACUAGACAAUUCCGAAGACAAUGUAUCAUCAUAGCGCUUAAGAAUGUUAGUGAUUUAAAGCAAUUUAGUGAAUUACAUAGUAUGUAGGAUAUAUUUGUUUUUAUUAUGAAGUUUAUGUUUAGCAAUUGAUUUGAAUUACACAGAAUUACUAAGAAGAGAAAUGAAAGUUACUGAUAAUAGAAAAUAUGAAAAAAUAUUUCUUUUAGUUUAGUAAAUGUUGCUUAGACUAGUUUUUCUUAAUAAGUGGGUUCUAAUAUGUAUAUGUAGUGAGGGAGGGAUAGUUUAUCCUCACAUAAAUGUUUAAUAGAAAAAAAUUUAUAACAUCGUAUCUAAGUAAGGUUGAAAAAAUCACAAAAGGGAUUGCAAAUCGAAACAUUUGUUAUUCUUAUUAAAAUACAGUAUAUCAUCAGUACCUUAAUUUCUUAUAUCUAUUUUAAUCAGAGAUCCUAUAUAUUUUGGCAGCUAAGAAUUUCCAAAAAAAAAA